Owenia fusiformis is the source of this 2862-nucleotide messenger RNA. NCBI's taxonomy places the organism in Eukaryota, Metazoa, Annelida, Polychaeta, Sabellida, Oweniidae. The record is from the annotation of a GenBank genome assembly.
AUGACCACGAUGCUGGUACAUCUUGUGUCGGCUCUUCUGCUCUGCUGCGCUACUGCAGAUCAGACGACAAUGCAAUAUACCUAUACUAGUUACGUCUAUCUAUGGGGUGAAACAAAGCAAACAUUUCGUGUUUCUGCAAGUGUAGAGGUGGACGAGAUAGGACCUGCGAGGGGCCCAUACGAAGGAACCGAGGCUGUUCUUUAUCUAGUUCAUUUGUACCACAUUAACAUCGAGGCAAUUAAGGAUGGUAAAGUAGUCAAAAAUAAACCCGAUGUGAAGAAACCACAACUCGAUGAAUUAUAUGGGAAACCAUUCCGUUUCAUUCAAAAGAAGAAUUUAGAGAUUGCCGAAGUACAAUUUCAGAGGUCGGACAUUGAAAACACAGAAGCUGUUAAUUUCAAAAAGGGUGUGCUGAGUGCAUUCCAAGCACACAAUGAUGAUCAAGAUGAAGAAGAUGUGGAGGAGACAGACGUACUUGGUAGACACACAACUCAUUAUAGGGUUACACAUUUUAACCACACUAAGCAGAUCAAGAAAUCAUACAAGACCGAUGACAUCAAGACGUUCGGCAAUAAUGACGUAAACAAAGAUGGCGUUGACGUCGAUGUCGAGGAAGAAACGACAGUUGAUGAAACAAAUAGAAUAACCGAGACAAAGGGCGUCAUGAAGAUAAGAAUAAAAAGAAAUAUAGCGAGGGAAAAACGAUACGCCGACGAAAAUAGUCCUCACACCAUAUAUGUAAUGGCAAAAGAUGUGGACAUAGCCGAUAACUUUGACUCAGAUAACACUUAUGAUAUGAAGUUUAAUAAUGAAACAAGACGUUCAUCAAGUCGUAAAAGGCGCAUGGCUGAACUUGAUACAAGCAAAGGAGAGGAUUCCUUUAUCACAACUUCCCUAAUUGGGGAUUUCAGUCCAGAAAACGCCAAGAUGCACAGAUACAAUAAACUUUUGGAACUUGUAGAAGAAGAAGGAUUGACGAAGAUUCUUAAACGAUUUUAUGAUACACCGACAGAUGGAGAUAUAUUACGGCAUCUAAGAGAGGCUUUAAAUCUUGAGAACCUGUUACACUCGAAGCCUGCGUCUUCGAAAGACCAUGGCAACACCAAACCUAAGAAUCUGGAAGGUGCAACGCAUGUCAACUUGAUCGAUAAAGUCGUCAAGGAAACGAAAACGAAAUUGAGCGACUGCCUCUCUCACUGGGAUUUGUGUAAAGGUAUUGUCAAUCUGUACAUUGUGGGUGGUCAAGCUGCGGGCGAAAAGAUGAUCAAAGUAAUGUUGGCAAUGGACAUCUCUGACACAAACCUCAAUGAAUUCCUGUCACUGUUAACCCCAAUGAAGAAUCCCAGUGACGCAUUAGUGAACGCUGUCAGAAAGAAGUACCAAGAUGAAAGUUCAGAAGUGAAAACAACCUUAAUGUUCACACUGACUGCAUUAGCCGGAGAAAGAUCUGUUAGUGAAGAAUUGCGAGCAGCGAUAACUAAAUCAAUGCUUGAAAAAUUAUCAACUAUCAACAAGGACAACUGUCAAGCUGAUGAUAGCAUGUUUGAUGUGUUAGAAGCCACUGGAAACCUCGCAGAUCCGGCGAUAAUAGAUCGUAUGAUACAAAUAGGAAAAGAUUGCAUGAAUAAACCCGCGUUGGUUAUGGGAACAGUCCACGCCUUGGCAGAAAUUUGCUCAGAUCAACGUGUCGUUGAAUACUACACGUUCUUGAUUGAAAAUGCCGUGUGUGACGUUAAACUAACAGUUAUUGGAAGCAUGCGGGAUAAAAUAAGUAGCGACAUCGUCGAAGGCCGGCAUGGGUCAUGGCCAAGAGAAGAAUACAACAGUCUUGACUUGAGACUGAAAGACAUAUACAACGAAAACAGCGGAGAUUUCCAUUGUAUACAUGAUGAAAUUUUCAACUAUUUUAGUGAUAAACCCGAUAACAGAGGUGAAGGAUUUUUAACAUCUGGUGGUAGAUCGAAACGUGGUUUAUCCCACUAUUCUUGUUCAGCGUGGGGACCUUACGGCUCUCGAUAUACGAGUAUACAAUCUUCAUCCUCCUUUUCAUCAGAUAAUUGGAAGUAUCCCGAUAACAGACACUGUUUAGCUCAUUUUAGACUCGGAGUCAGCAGUGCAAAUGCAAAUCUUUACGCAGGGGCGUUUGCUGGCAUCAACAGGAAGUAUUGUAACUGGAAGAUCUUUGCACGAGUGUACGCUAAUGCAAAUGUUCUCGGGAAGAGCUUUUAUAUCGCGUCAGCCCACUUUUAUCAGUACAAAUAUGGAACAUUGAUUAACUUGCGUGCUUACUUAAAGAUCGGAUAUAAGACUUAUGUUGAUUAUACAUCUCGAAUCAAGACAACAUUAUCGCAAACGUGGUCAAGAGAUUGGCAUUGGGAUAUAGACAUAUGGGGUAUUAAUAUAUACGUUGCUUCUUUAACUUUGAGGGUUACCAUAAAACCAAGAGUAGACUUCAAGGUGAAAAUCAACCCCUGCAAUUCGGGAUGUGCAGUUUGCGCAACUGUCACCCCCAAGGCCACUUUGCAAAUAUCUGGAGGUGCAGCUGUAUCCGUAUUGGGACUCAAGGGUGGACUGGACGUUAACGUUAGAUUAAACUAUCUGGUUGAUGGCGUUGGUAAGAUAGGUGUCUACUCAGGCGUCUGCGUUGGACUUUACCACGGACAUGACCCAAUGACUGUCUUCUUUUCUGCAUGGUAUCAAUGGUGGUGGGGAGGCAGACAGACAUGGAGCCCGAAUACACUUUCUUGGCGCGUGGCGUCGGCGUCUAGGAAAACCAUUUACUGGAACUGCCUAGCAGGAUGGCCAUGGUAUAGACGUCCUGUCUUCACGAUUGCAUCUCGUGACCAGAUACAAAUCACGUAA